This is a messenger RNA of Saprolegnia diclina VS20, 793 nucleotides long. RefSeq lists its product as hypothetical. Lineage: Eukaryota; Oomycota; Saprolegniomycetes; Saprolegniales; Saprolegniaceae. Bases 64 to 750 code for a protein of 228 amino acids. The record is from RefSeq and is a predicted model, not a curated record. The transcript has a single exon.
CAUGGUCACGGUCAAACGAACGGGUGCGACGUGUUGUGAUGUCCGGCGGAGAAGAGCGAGCGCAUGAUUGGCGCGCCCAACGCCCACUUCAUUUAUAUGCUGCGACGGCUACUCGUGGUGAGCCUUGCCCUCGCUGUCAGCGGCGACGCGGCACCGUCGCCGGUCGGCGUCGACCCGGUCGCCGGUGCGUGCUCGCGAGUCGUGACACAGCAGCUCCGCGAUGGCCAAGCGCUGCGCACCGGCGUCUUUCUCGACUGCGCGAAUGUGCUACGCACGGCGACGGCCUUCGACAUUACGACGAGAGUGCAGUGGGCGACGUUCAUUCAAACCAGCAGCUGCCUCCACGCGGUGCGCAUCGUCCAGGGCAUGUACAAUGGCGUCGUGCCCCCGUGCUGGGUCUCGCCCGGCACGACGACGCAAGCCGUUGCGACCAUGUCUCUUGAAGCGUUUGGUACGGUCGUCUUGCGCCUACCGACGCCAUCGCCGUCGACGUCGAUGCCAAGUACACCGACAACCUCCACGGGGACACCGACACCGGUACCGUCGUCCGGUCGACCGCUGCCAACACCGCAUUGGCCGGACGCCAACAGCUCCUAUCCUGACCACGUUGUGCCGACGAUGCGCAACAAUAGCACCGACGACUACUCGCAAUACCGCCUCUACUUUGACGGCGCGUCGUCCGCGUCGAUCGAUGGCUCACUGUACGUGCUGCUCGCCGUUGCCGUCGACAUGCUCUUUUGGGACGUGUAGAGCUUCGCACCCACAUAUUUAAUGGCUUGUACUACCGUCUUCC